GGAAAUCUGCUUCCCUCUGCUCUCCUCUGGAUAACUACCCGACCUGCAGCAGCCAAUCAGAUCCCUCCUGAGUGUGUUGACCAGGUGACAGAGGUACGAGGGUUCAAUGACCCACAGAAGGAGGAGUACUUCAGGAAGAGAUUCAGUGAUGAGGACCUGGCCAGCAGAAUCAUCUCACACAUAAAGACAUCAAGGAGCCUCCACAUCAUGUGCCACAUUCCAGUCUUCUGUUGGAUUUCUGCAACAGUCCUUGAACACAUGCUGAAACAUAAAAGAGAAGAGGUGCCCAAGACACUGACUGAGAUGUACACACACCUUGUGGUGUUUCAUACCAAACAGAAUAAUGAAAAGUAUCUUGGGAAAGAAGAGACAGGUCCACACGGGAGUAAAGUGAGCAUUCUGUCACUGGGAAAACUGGCUUUUCAGCAUCUUGUCAAGGGCAAUCUGAUUUUCUAUGAAGAAGACCUGAAAGUGGCUGGCAUUGAUGUCAAUGAAGCCUCAGUGUACUCAGGAUUGUGCACACAGCUCUUUAAAGAGGAAUGUGGGCUGUACCAGGAAAAGGUGUACUGCUUCGUGCAUCUGAGCAUUCAGGAGUUUCUGGCUGCUGUAUAUGUGUUCCUCUCAUUCAUCAACAACAAUGAGAAUCUAAUGGAUGAACCUCAAUCAACGUCCAGGAACUUUUCUGCGCUGUUCAGAAACAAGCCUGAAGUUACAGUCUUCACGAGUGCUGUGGAUAAAGCCUUACAAAGUGAGACAGGAAACCUGGACCUUUUCCUCCGCUUCCUUCUGGGCCUCUCACUGGAGUCCAAUCAGAAGCACUUACGAGGUCUAAUGACAAAGACAAGAAGCAGCUCACAGAGCCAUGAAGAAACAGUCAAGUACAUCAAGGAGAAGAUCAGAGAGAAUCCCUCUCCAGAGAGGUGCAUCAAUCUGUUCCACUGUCUGAAUGAACUGAAUGACCAUUCUCUAGUGGAGGAGGUCCAAAGCUACAUGAGCUCAGGAAAUCUCUCAGAAGCCAAACUGUCACCUGCACAGUGGUCAGCUCUGGUCUUUGUGUUGCUGACUUCAGAAAAGGAGCUGGAUGAGUUUGACCUGAAGAAAUACUCCAGAUCAGAGGAAGGUCUUCUGAGACUGCUGCCAGUGGUCAAAGCCUCCAGAGCUGCUCUGCUGUCAGGCUGUGGAGUCACAGAAGAAGGCUGUGCUUCUCUGGUCUCAGCUCUGGAGUCAAACCCCUCACACCUGAAAGAGCUGGAUCUGAGUAACAAUGACCUGAAGGAUUCAGGAGUGAAGCUGCUCUCUGCUGGACUGGGGAAUCCCCACUGUAAACUGGAGACUCUGAGGCUGUCACAAUGUCAAGUCACAGAGGAAGGCUGUGCUUCUCUGGUCUCAGCUCUGAGGUCAAACCCCUCACACCUGAGAGAGCUGGACCUGAGCUACAAUCACCCAGGAGACUCAGGAGUCAGACUGCUCUCUGCUGAACUGGAGGAUCCACACCGCAGACUGGAGAAACUUAAUGUGGAACAUGGUGGAGAGUACACAAUGAAACCUGGGCUUAGAAAAUAUGCCUGUGAUCUCACACUGGACCCAAACACAGUAAAUAGACUCCUCUCUCUGUCUGAGGAGAACAGAAAGGUGACACGGAGGAGAGAGAAGCAGCCGUAUCCUGAUCACCCAGAGAGAUUUGAGGACCGUGGACAGGUGCUGUGUAGAGAGGGUCUGACUGGGCGCUGUUACUGGGAGGUAGAGUGGAGUGGGAGUGGGGCUGUCAUAGGAGUGACAUAUAAAGGAAUCCGCAGGAGAGGAAGGGGUAAUGACCAUGGGCUUGGAUGGAAUGACAAGUCCUGGAGUCUGUUCUGCUCUGACAACAUUUACUAUGCCUGGCACAAUAAUGCUCACAUUACCUUAGACGUCCCCUCCUCCAGCUCCCACAGAGUAGGAGUGUAUCUGGACUGGCCAGCCGGCACUCUGUCCUUCUACAAAGUCUCCUCUGACACACUGACCCACCUGCACACAUUCCACACCACAUUCACUGAGCCCCUCUAUCCAGGGUUUAGGGUUUAUGACACCUCUUCAGUGUCCCUGUGUCAGGUGGUCCCUGUGUAAAACACAACAUGAUGUUUCACUCUAAUAGUCAUGUUCAGUAAGACACACUGGAACAACAAUGUAGAAUAUCUCUCUAGUGUGUAAACAUAUGAUAGUAAAUAUUCAUGAAUAAACACCAUUGAAGUUGUCAGAUAUUGUCAACUAGAGUCAUUUAUUAAUAGAAUGAAUCACCACACUGUGUUGUAAAACCUGGUUUCAUUUACAAAUCACUGAUCUUGUUGUUAUUGGGCUUCUUGGUGUUUGUAAAUAUUGUUGUCUGUAGAAUGUUUAUUUGUCAAAUUCUUGACACAACAAUCUUGUUUGUGUUUAAACUCAAUUCCACUGAAUGAAAUGUACAUGUGACAGAUGUGACUAAUAAAGGUUAAUCAACCAGAUGGAA
This is a messenger RNA of Salmo salar (Atlantic salmon), 2482 nucleotides long. Its product is annotated as NLR family CARD domain-containing protein 3-like. Gene Ontology annotation, molecular function: protein binding. Lineage: Eukaryota; Metazoa; Chordata; Actinopteri; Salmoniformes; Salmonidae. The record is from RefSeq and is a predicted model, not a curated record.